ACACUCCAGCUGCAUUCUCGUUCCAUCGUUCCAUCUCCUCAUAAAAUCGAAGUCGGCGGUUCCCACACAAGUAUACUGAAAAAGAAACAACUCGAGUGAAGUCUUAUUCGUGGCUUAGAACGAUGAAGUCCUAUUCAACCAUUUUGGAAGCUCUUUCGCACCAUGCCAAGGAGACACCAGAAAAGAAAUUGUUUACGUGGGUGGAUAUCAAGUGCAAGGAGCAGAAAACGCUGACCUUCCACCAGUUGGAAGUUCAAUCUAAUGCUGUGGCUCAUCACCUCAUCAAGCUGGGAUGCCAAAAAGGAGACAGGGUCAUGGUGGCUUAUCCAUUUGGCCUUGAGUUUCUGGCUGGUAUGCUUGGUGCCAUGAAGAUUGGGGUCAUACCAUGCUCCACCUAUCCUCCCAACCCUAACCAACUCAAGACGGAGAUGCCCAAAUUCCGUGGGUUUGUUGAGGAUGCUGGAGCCAAGUUUGCCCUUACCACAACAGCCUUUGCUACUGGCAUGGCAGCAGCUGGUGUUCUCUACAAGUCAGGAGUCAAGUGGAUUGGGACGGACAAGCUAAUGGUCAAGAAGAACAAGGCCAACGUUUUUGAGAUGAACAAGAGAGAGCUAGAUGAUGCUUGCUUUGUCCAAUACACCUCUGGCAGUACAGGCCAACCCAAAGGAGUUAUGAUUAGUCACCAUAAUCUAGCCGAAAACUGCAGGGCUAUUCAAAAUUUCAACAACUUGAAGCCUUCUUCUGUUGGAGCCCUUUGGCUCCCCCAAUAUCAUGAUAUGGGUCUUGUGGGAGGAUUCAUGGCAGGUGUUUAUGUGGGCCAUCAUGUGAUCAUGACAUCUCCCUUGGAUUUUAUUGCCAAGCCUCUGCUGUGGUCAGACAUGGUUGAGACUUACCAGGCAACCCAUGUGUGUGCUCCUAACUUUGCCUACGCCUUGCUCCUCAAGAGGUUGGAACAAGCCAAUCGAAAAGCUAACUGGAGUUGCAUAGAGAUUGCCAUGUUUGGAGCUGAGCCCACCCAGAGUCAUGUAGUGAAGGCUGUGGCAGAAACCCUUUCUAUCAAGCAAGAAAAUGUUUGUAACCUCUAUGGUCUGGCUGAGGCCGUGUUGUUUCUCACUGGUGGAACUGCCAACCCAGAUUCUGAAGGGCUUGUUUGUUGUGGGGAAGUGGACUCCCCAACCCUGAAGCUACGAAUCAUUGAGGAUGGAAAAGAGGUUGAGGAAGGACAGGUUGGCUCUAUCUGGGCCCAGUCACCUCGAGUGGCAGCUGGAUACUUUGGAAAGCCUGAGCAGAGCAAAAUUACCUUUGCCAACACAGUUCCUGGCUACGAUGGUACCUGGCUUGACACUGGUGAUUUGGGGAAGGUUGUUGGGGGGCAACUCUAUGUGACUGGAAGGGUCAAAGAUGUAAUCAUCAUCAAUGGCAAGAACUACUAUCCAACAGAUGUUGAGCAUUCCAUCAAUGCUACUUUUGGUGACAUAAUCCGUCCAGGUAGGACCACGGUGUUUCAGCAUGGUGAUGCCAGUGUUGGCAUUACUGCAGAGACAAGAAAGGAUACGAGCAAGUCAUCAAAUGGAGAUUUUGCUGUUCUACUUGCCAACCAUGUAUCUCAGGUGCAUGGGUUGUCUGUCUCAGAGGUUGUGGUUCUCAAGGCUGGUGUCACUCCCAAGACUACCUCUGGCAAGCUGAAGAGGAGUGAGAUAAGGCAAACCACCAUAUCUGGUGAUUGGAAGAGCACUUCAAUUGUACUUCGUAGUGAUUUUCGUGGAAACGCUGUCAUGAUUGAGAGUACCAAGACCCGUAUCCCUGGACCGAGUAGUGUUGUUAACUGCAAGUCUAGCCAUGGGGAGAAGCAUGUGAAUCCAGAGAAACCCUGUUCUAACAUGGUUGGUAACCAGUCUGUUGGCAAGGAAGGGAGUAAGCAGGAUCUUUCAUGUGUACUUUUAUCAGUCUUGGGGACAAACCUUGAUGCACCAAAGACAUGGGCUGAGAAUGGUCUUACAUCUCUCAAGAGUGCUGAACUCAGAAUGAAAAUUGAGGAAGGGCUACAUGUAUCCCUACCUCCCAACUUUGAACAACUAUACCCAACUCCAGAGGCACUUGAAAUCUUUCUAGCUGCUUCCAAGGGCCAGAGAUUCCCCACGCAAGAAGUCUGCAACCAUCCUGAUUUCAUUUGGAACCCAUCAAGAUCAAUGUGCAGCAAACUACAGCUUGGCGUUGCGCAGAUUCUUGGGUCAAUUCUGAUCUUGUCGUUGCUCUUGCUUGCAUUUGUUCCGUCGUACUUUCUGGGAUCAUUUGUCAUGGGACAUUGUGACUCAGCUGGAACUGGAGCAUGCAAUGGCCCUAUGUUUUGGAUGGUUCUGCCUCUACUAUUCCCCCUAUUCAUUCUAUCAUUCUCCCUCCUAGUGGUGCUAUGCAAGCUUUCUGUGGUUGGGUCCUAUCAACCGCAGCAAAUGGAGCUACUGUCCUGGAGAUACAUCCGGUGGUGGUUUGUUGACAGACUGUUGGAAAUCUGGGAGUCUCUGGUGGGAAACUUUGUUUUGGAAACCAAGUUCAUCUGGGUCUUCUAUUGGCUGCUUGGAGUUGACAUGGCAUGGUCGUCAAAGAUUGAAGCCUACAUCAGGGAGUUUGAUCUCGUCAAAGUGGGAGAAAAUGCAGUCAUUGGACACUCUCUAAAGUGCAGAAAGUUCUCCCAGCGUCCUGAAGGGAGCCCACAGUUGACUUUCCGUCCCAUUGUUGUGGGGUCCAAUUGCCAUGUAUCUGGGAUGUUGAGUCCAGGUGCUACAAUUGGGGAUGGAAGCAAGGUGGAAAGAUUGACUGCUGUUGCGGAAGGUGCAAUGGUCCCCAAUGGAGUCCUUGCCAGAGGAGUCCCAGCAUACCAUGCUGGCCACCAUGAACAGCCAGAACCAACACGCAAGGAGGAUUUCAUUUUGGAUGCCUUCAAGAUUGUAUGGACAAUGCUGGAAGCAUACUACUUUUUUGCACUCUCUUACUUGGUCCAUACCUUCCUAGUCCAUGUCUUGCCUCCCUGGCAAUAUGUCACCAUUCUGUAUUGGCUGCUGCUGCUUCCAGGCUCAUCCUUCCUGGCAAUUGUGUCCAGCAUUGCUCUGAAAUGGGUCUUGAUAGGAAAAAGAGAUCCAUCUGAUCAGUAUGAAGGUUCGCUCUGGCACAAAACAACCAAUUGGGCAUGUGACUUCCACUUCCAAUGUGCCACUUGGGCCCUGACUCCAUUUUUUGGCCAGUCAAAACUCUGGAACAUCAUCCUCUUCCUUCACGGCCUUGAUGUUGAUAUGGCAUCCAACCUCAACAUCCCCUACUUGGUCUUUCCCCCUUCCAAGGUUGAUUUUGUUAAGAUCAGGAACUCCUUUGCUUCCACCAUCUCAUUAGAUCUCAAUUACAAAUCUGACUCCAAGAUUGAGAUCAUCAACAGCAGCAUUGGCUACCACGCCAACCUCCGUGCUGGAGUCAAGGUUCUGCAGUCUACGGUCCCCUCAAGGACGAAUGUGACUGACAGCAUAUACGAUUUGAACCAAACAAAGCCAAACCUGAACCCUACCAUCUUCAUGAACAUCUUACUUCCAGAACUGUCGCAACUGUUGCUCAACAUUAUCCUCUUUGUAACCAUCAUACCUACCUACGAGUUUUGCGAUGCCUUUUUCACGAGCUCAUCAGCUGGUGUUGCUGGAUGUUGCUUGGCUGCCGCCGUUGUUCUUCAAUUCUCUUUGUGGCUUCUUUUUACCAGGGCAGUUGAAUGGGUAAUGAUGAGGCUGCCAAGGAAUGUGCAACAUGGUUUCUUUGCAGUCUACAUCAACCAUGCCUGGAUCUUCCGUGGGGGAAACUGGCUGGACCUUCUCCUGCAUGGAACGCCUUUGUUUCCUUGCUAUGCCAGGAUGAUGGGAGCAGAGGUGGAUGGGGAACUUUGGUACUUUGGCUAUGCUAUCUAUGAGUUCAGUCGAAUGCACUUCCAAGGAAACACUGUUGUGGACAGUGCCAGCUUGAAUGGGCACUACGUAGAUGGAAAGGGCCUGACAAUCGAUGACACCUAUGUCUCUGGUGUUGUACACCCUGGAUGCUUUGCUGUGGCUGGAUCAGUUAUAUCCGGAGAAGAAAAUGGUCCCUGGAAGGUUUUCUUGAAGAGUCAAGAUAUUCCGAGGUAUCCCCAACCAACGAGAAGUGAGAUUACAUUCGAAGACCUGGAGAGCGUUCUGUACGACGCCUAGCUAUAGGAACCCUUGGCAUUUAUUUGUUACAUUUUGUGCUAC
Molecule: messenger RNA, 4259 nt
Organism: Seminavis robusta
Lineage: Eukaryota; Bacillariophyta; Bacillariophyceae; Naviculales; Naviculaceae
Source: the annotation of a GenBank genome assembly